Molecule: messenger RNA, 2430 nt
Organism: Carassius auratus (goldfish)
Lineage: Eukaryota; Metazoa; Chordata; Actinopteri; Cypriniformes; Cyprinidae
Product: BTB/POZ domain-containing protein 17-like
Exons: 3
Coding region: 412-1845 (477 amino acids)
Molecular function (GO): protein binding
Source: RefSeq, a predicted model, not a curated record
UACUAAAUAGAUAUCUUCUGUGCAAUUCAGCAUUGUGCAACAAUGUGCAAUAAUAUUCAUCUUCCAGUGUAUUCUUUUCCUUUAUUUGAGCUAACACAGAAGCAAUAGCCCCCAUGUGUAGACCGCAUCCCACUCCAGACGCCCACUUCAGUCCAAACACGCGGCCCGGUGCCACAGAUCGAUAUCAUGUAACAUUGAAAGAGGAGCAACUCACAAUCAAAGCGGUCGUCAUGGCAACGGCCCAGCCGGAUUCCACCAAUCAGAGGGCUCCAUGAGGCUGAGAGAUGCUCAGCGAUGUGCCAGCGUCCUACAUAAAGAGUGCGGGACAGGGAGCCUGAGCAGCACAUACAGAGAGGGAGAGAUCGGAGUGAACAAAAGGCAAGGAAGGACGACAUUAAUCGAGGACGAGAGAUGCUGAACUCUGGAGGAAGUGUUCCUGCUCUGCUCUAUGUGGCCAACCUUUGUGUUGCACUUUGUGUAGGAGCUGCUCUGAAGUCAGAUGUGGUGUUGGAGAACAGUGCUACCACACUGAACCAUUCAAUGGCGCUGGUGCAGCGCAUGGAGGCCCUGCUGACCCAGGGAAACGGCAGUGACGUGACCCUGCGUGUUCAGACCUUAAACACGGACGAGGUGAAGCUCAUCCAGGUCCACUCGCUGGUGUUGAGUCUACAGAGCGACGUGUUUGAUGAGCUCCUACAGACCAGAAACUCCACUGCGAUGAUCCUCAGAGAGACUCCAGACUGUGUAGCUGUCUUUGAUAAGUUCAUUAGGUACUUAUACUGUGGUGACAUCACAGUGCGUCUGAACCAGGCCAUUCCUCUACACAAGCUCGCCAGCAAGUACCACGUGUGGGACCUCCAGCAGGGCCUCACCCAGUACAUGACCCAGCACCUGUCCAGCGACUCGUCCACGGGUCACGUGGUGAGCUGGUACCAAUACGCCACGCAGAUCGGGGACGUGACCCUGCAGAACAGCUGCCUGCAGUACCUGUCCUGGAACCUGUCGUCGGUUCUACACAGCGCCGAAUGGAGCUCAGUGAGCGAAGAACUGCUGCUUACUUUGCUGCAGCGUUCAGACCUGGUUCUGCAGAGUGAACUGGAGCUGUACGAAGCUCUGGAGGCCUGGAUCAACCAGAACCAGCCCUCAGCUGAGACGGCCGAGAGUGCUCUCAAAGCAAUACGCUAUGCCAUGAUAUCACCUCAACACUUGUUCCACCUGCAGAAGAAGUCGUCUGUGAUGUUGAAGUAUUACGAAUCGGUACGCGAUCUGCUCUACCUAGCCUUCCAGUUCCAUGCAGCCUCACCCAUCCAGCUCGCAAAGUACUUUGACGUAAACUGCAGCCUCUUUGCGCCUCGUAACUAUCUGUCGCCAGCAUGGGGCUCUCCGUGGGUCAUCAACAACCCAACACGGGACGACCGCAGCUUCAGUUUUCAGACUCAACUUGGACCGAGUGGCCACGACGCUAGCAAACGUGUGACCUGGAAUGCUCUUUUCUCUCCUCGUUGGCUUCCUCUAAGCGUGCGGUCUGCUUAUCCGGAGCAGGGGUCCCUGCAGCCCACUCGUACCGAUGGAGGGCGUCCGCGGAUCAUCGUCACACCGGCAACCUCCAGCCCAGACUUUGCUGGUGUCAGCUUUCAAAAGACUGUCAUCGUUUCGACCCGGAAGCAGGGGAAGGUGGUGGUCCGUCAUGUCUACAACUUCCACCAGAGUACGGAAGAGGCGGGAGACUUCCUGUUAGAAGCGGACCUGCAGCGUAGAGCAUCUGAGUACCUCAUUGACAGCUCGCUCUACCUGCACAUUAUUGUGAAGCCCCUCUAUCACAGCCUCAUAGUAGCGAAAAAGUAAAAGUCUAGCUCCUCUACUAAUGAUUUCCGGUGCCCAAUAGCUUUGAAAGCAAAUUAUACAUGCCCAAAUAUAUUUACAUUUAUGGAUUUGGCAGAUGCUUUUUCCAAAGCGUCUCAAGUUGCAUAGAUUUUUCUGUUGCAAUCUGGUGUGCAACACCCAUUUUUCACCAUUCAGGCAAUUCCCAGAGGAUAAAAUCAAAGUCCACCCUUCUUUUUUCUCAUUUAAUAUCCUGUUUCACUUUGGAAAUAGGAUAUUGCAGAGAUAAAAUAGGUUUUGAAUAGUUACUUCUAUUUUUACCAUGAUGCAUGGAAGCUCAUCUUAAUUUAUUAGUACUUGGUAAUCAUAUGACCAUAGUCAUAUUCGAGAUAUUGUUUUUAUUUGUAAUAAUUUUUAUGGUGAGCAUGCUAAUUGAUUUCAUAAAAUGAAAAAAAAAAAAUCAAAAACUCUUUGUUCUUUUUCUUGUUCUUGUUCUUUGAUGAUUAAUGCAUUUGUACACAUUGUCUUAUGGAGUAUUCUGAACUGAUCUUUUGCUCACUUAUGUUAUAUUGUAAUUCAUGUUGAUUUUCAUUAAAAUCCCAAUUUAUG